Messenger RNA from Delphinapterus leucas (beluga whale), 926 nucleotides. Lineage: Eukaryota; Metazoa; Chordata; Mammalia; Artiodactyla; Monodontidae. The record is from RefSeq and is a predicted model, not a curated record.
AGAAGGCUGAGGUGGUGCCAGGACCAGGAGGGGAAGGUGGGCGGAAGGAAGAGCGGUCCUCCAGCAGCUGAGCCCCAGGGUGGGCCUAGAGCCUCUGGAUGGUAGUGCCCAGCAGGCAGCGCCCAGCAUUCCUGCUCCGGCCUCCCAGGGCCUGGGCAGCAGAACAGCAGGCAUGCACAUCCCAGAAAGCCUCCAGGACCUGGCCAACAGUGAAGCCGUGCAGUUUCUCAAGAGGCCAAAGACGAUCGCGCGGAGCUUUGCAGGGGUCUUCUCCCUCAUCGUCUUCUCCUCCCUGCUGACUGACGGCUACCAGAACAAGACCAACUCUUCGCAGCUCCACUGCGUCCUCAACAGCAACAACGCGGGCUGCAGCUUCGCUGUGGGUGCUGGCCUCCUGGCCUUCCUCAGCUGCCUGGCCUUCCUCGCCCUGGACGCCCAUGAGGGCCGCACCACCAGCAGCCACUUCAAGACGGCCUUCCAGCUCCUGGACUUCAUCCUGGCCGCCCUCUGGGCAGGCAUUUGGUUCGUGGGAUUCUGCUUCCUGGCCAACCAGUGGCAGCAUUCGCCGCCCAGACAGUUCCUCCUGGGGAGCAGCAGUGUCAAGGCCGCCAUCACCUUCGCUUUCUUCUCCAUCCUCGUCUGGAUACUCCAGGCCUACCUGGCCCUCCAGGACCUCCGAAAUGAUGCUCCAGUCCCCUACAAGCGCUCCCUGGACGACGGCGGCGUGGUGGUGACCUCUCUCUCCCCGCUGUCCGCCACCAGCCCUGUCAACACGCCCACCACCGGUCCCCACAGCCUGAGCUACACCAGCUCCGCCCUGUCCCCCCAUCUGACCACUCCGAAGGCUCCCCGCCUCACUAUAAUGCCCGACACCUAGACAGCCUCAUCCACACCAGUAAAGAGACUCCUCCCUCCAGAAGGGUUUC